AUCAAUUUUAGGUAAAAUGGAUUCGUUUAGAGAACUUAGAAAGCCAUGAGGUAACCAGGGCAGAGAGGAAGAAGAGGAGGGGGUUAUAUCUGUAGAGCCUAUGACAAUGAUAGUGCCGCCGGUGUUGCAGGACUUGCUAGAAACGAGGAUGCCUGAGAGCAGUGCCAGUUCGAGCGCUAGGGACAACGGUGGCGACCACCAUACUUCAUCGUCCAGCAGCUCGUCCUUUAAGGAGACACCCAGCCGCGAGGAAUGGACGGGGAAUGUGGUUAGCAAUGUCUCAGAUCUGCCUGUGAUUGGAGAAUGGGAAAGCAGGACGAUCACGAGCAGGUUGAGCAAUCUACGAAAGGUGCCCAAGGACCUGCCCGCUGGAUUUAGAUUCAAGGCAGCGCUUCAUCAUGAAGUAAUAGACAGUGUGCCCUCAAUAAGUGGGUAUAGGAAACUGGAGGAGAUGACGGGCUGGAUGCCAAUGUACGUGGACCACUUUGACGCUGGCCUACGAUUUCCCUUGCCUGAACUGAUAUUCGAUCUGCUGGCGGAUUACGAGCUGGCCCUGACGCGGUUGACGCCCAACAGCAUAAGGUUCAUCAUAGGCUUUAUGCUGUUGUAUGCGUGGUUGGAGAUACCGGCUAAGGCGAUAGUGUUCAGGUCGUUGUUUCAAUGCCGGCUGUAUCCCAACUCCAGAGGCACGAAGUGGUAUUACCUCUCCGGAAGAGAGAAGAGCCAACUGUUCAAGAACGUAAGGAACAAAGUGGCGAGGUGGAAGAGGCAGUUCAUCUUUGUUCCUGCUGCCUUGGGACAUGGAUAUAAAGAAUCAGCUGCUAGAAUACGCGAGAAGGGAAAAUUUGAUAGAUCUAGAGGCCUUGGUUACCUCAGAGUAGCUCGCUGUGUUCGGGUUUGUCAAUGUGGCAAACCUAUUCACAGAAUCAUCAGCGAGCCUAGGGCUCACGAGGUCGCGGAGUGGGCAGCACCUUGCAAAGACAGACGCGAUUUGACGAGCGACCACCUCCAGCGCCUCAAUCACGCAGCUCGUCACAUUGAGGAUCCAGCUCGGCAUCUAGGCCACGGAUCGAGCACAAAGUUGAAGCUGUGGCCCCCAGUGCACGCAGGUGAAUCAGACUACAACGGCGUGCUCAUCAAGCGCGCCAUCUACCACGGCCCGGGUAGCAACGGAGCCCGCGCCUGUGUUGACCUCAGUGUCGGCGGCUCGAUUGCCUAUCCGGAUGGCUUCAGCUAUUUGCAUGGCGGGCAGGUCGCCAUGAUAAAGCUAAUGGAUGCAUUCAGUUACGCGGUAGCGCUAUUCGAGAGCGAGCAGGGGGCUCGCUCUCAAAAUAAUGAGCUCAGCGCCAAUUGCAAGCAGUUGGCCGUAGAGAAGGCCAGCCUUGUGGAUGAUGUCAAUCGUCUGUAAGGCUCGGAGAUGGCCAAUCAAGCUGCUGCAGCAAAGAGCCGAGCAGAUGAGCUCGCC
Molecule: messenger RNA, 1465 nt
Organism: Rubroshorea leprosula
Lineage: Eukaryota; Viridiplantae; Streptophyta; Magnoliopsida; Malvales; Dipterocarpaceae
Source: the annotation of a GenBank genome assembly